Molecule: messenger RNA, 4384 nt
Organism: Pezoporus occidentalis (night parrot)
Lineage: Eukaryota; Metazoa; Chordata; Aves; Psittaciformes; Psittacidae
Gene: PAXBP1
Product: PAX3 and PAX7 binding protein 1
Exons: 18
Coding region: 58-2934 (958 amino acids)
Biological process (GO): mRNA splicing, via spliceosome; positive regulation of transcription by RNA polymerase II
Cellular component (GO): nucleus
Molecular function (GO): DNA binding
Source: RefSeq, a predicted model, not a curated record
GAGCGGCGUCGGAGCGGUGCGGUGCAGUGCAGUGCAGGGGGGUCGGUAUCUGGCGGGAUGUUCCGCAAGGCGCGGAGAGUGAACGUGCGGAAACGGAACGAGUCGGAGGACGAGGAUGAGGAGCGCGACGAGGAGCCGUCUCAGGAACCGGCGCCGGCGGCCGGGGUGGUAGAGGAAGGAGCCGGCGAGGCCUCCAUGGCGCUGGCGGCGGGCCCCGGGCUCCUGCCGCUGCCCGCCGGCUGCGUGCCCCUCGCCUUGCCCGGCAGCCCCGCGGCCUUCGCCUGCGCCGCCAGCUACGGUGCGGCUCUGGGCUUGGGGCUGAGCCUGGCGGGAGGCGAUAGGGCAAGCCUGGGGGCUCUGUCGGCGUCCGCCUUCCUGCCCCCCCCGCCGCCGCCACCGCCGCAGCAACAGCAGGGCAACGGGCUGCCGGGGCCUGGGCGUCCCAAGGAGAAGAAGCGGACGCGGGAGAACAAAGAGGUCCCUCGGGCCAGCCUGCUCAGCUUCCAGGAUGAGGAGGAGGAAACUGAAGAAGUUUUUAAAGUGAAGAAGUCAAGUUACAGCAAAAAGAUUGUGAAACAAUUGAAGAAAGAAUACAAAGAAGAUCUUGAAAAAUCAAAAGUUAGAACAGAGGUCAAUUCUCCAACAGAUGUAGAACCACCACUAGAAAAGACAGGACAGAUUAAGGAUAUAGGUCAAGAAGAUGGGACUGCAAACAGCGAGCAUGGUGAAGAAGAAAUGGAAGUUGAAAGUGAGAAGGAAGAAGAAAAACCCAAAGCUGGUGGGGCUUUUUCCAGUGCUCUGUCGUCAUUGAAUGUUCUCCGCCCAGGAGAAAUUCCAGAUGCUGCUUUUAUUCAUGCCGCUAGGAAAAAGCGUCAAAUGGCUCGUGAACUUGGAGACUUUACCCCCGUUGACAGUGAACCAGGUAAAGGCCGCCUUGUUCGAGAAGAUGAAAAUGAUGCCAGUGAUGAUGAAGAUGAUGACGAGAAGAGGAGGAUAGUUUUUACAGUGAAGGAAAAAUCCCAAAGGCAAAAGAUUGCUGAGGAAAUAGGUAUUGAAGGAAGUGAUGACGAAGCGUUGGUGGCAGGGGAGCAAGAUGAAGAACUCAGUAGAUGGGAGCAAGAACAGAUACGGAAAGGCAUCAACAUACCUCAGGUUCAACCAAGUCAGCCUGCUGAAGUGAAUAAUCUGUACUACCAGAACACUUACCAGACACUGUCUUAUGGUUCAUCCUAUGGCGUUCCAUACACUUACACUGCGUAUGGAUCAUCGGAAACCAAGUCUCAAAAAACAGAUAAUACAGUUCCUUUCAAAACUCCCAGUAAUGAGAUGACUCCUGUUACUAUUGAUUUGGUAAAGAAACAGCUUAAAGACAGGUUGGACUCUAUGAAAGAAUUGCACAAAGCUAAUCGACAGCAAUAUGAGAAACACCAGCAAAGCCGAGAGGACUCUACCAAGGCAAUUGAAAGAUUAGAAGGGUCUUCUGGGGGUAUUGGUGAACAGUAUAAGUUUUUGCAAGAAAUGCGAGGGUAUGUCCAAGACUUGCUUGAGUGUUUCAGUGAAAAGGUGCCUCUGAUUAACGAACUUGAGUCCGCAAUGCACCAGCUGUACAAACAGCGAGCUUCCCGCCUUGUCCAAAGACGACAAGAUGAUAUUAAAGAUGAAUCUUCGGAGUUUUCAAGCCAUUCAAAUAAAGCACUGAUGGCACCAAAUCUUGAAUCUUUUGGACGAGACAGAGUGAUCUAUCAAGAGCAAGUAAAGCGUCGAACUGCAGAAAGAGAGGCUAGAAGAACUCGUCGUAGACAAGCAAGAGAGCAAACUGGGAAGAUGGCAGAUCACCUUGAAGGCCUUUCCAGUGAUGAUGAGGAAACUUCGACAGAUAUUACAAACUUCAACAUGGAGCGAGAUCGUAUAUUGAAAGAAUCCAGCAAAGUUUUUGAAGAUGUUUUGGAAAACUUUUAUUCAAUUGAUUGCAUUAAGUCACAGUUUGAAGCUUGGCGCUCAAAGUACUUUGCUUCUUACAAGGAUGCUUAUAUUGGCCUUUGUUUACCAAAGCUGUUUAACCCUUUAAUCAGACUUCAGCUGCUUAUCUGGACUCCUUUGGAGGGCAAGUGUCGAGAUUUUGAGACUAUGUUGUGGUUUGAAUCAUUGCUGUUUUAUGGCUGUGAAGAACAGGAACAAGUGAAAGAUGAUGCUGAUAUUUCACUGUUGCCUACCAUUGUAGAGAGAGUUGUUCUUCCUAAAUUAACAGUGAUUUCUGAAAAUAUAUGGGAUCCUUUUUCUACAACACAAACGUCCAGAAUGGUAGCAAUUGUACAGAAGCUAGUAGAUGGAUAUCCUUCAGUGGUGAAUGCAGAAAACAAAAAUACACAGAUGCUUUUAAAGGCAUUGUUGCUAAGAAUGAGGAGAACACUAGAUGAUGAUGUAUUCAUGCCCUUAUAUCCAAAAAACAUCUUAGAAAACAAGAACUCUGGUCCAUAUUUGUUUUUCCAACGUCAGUUUUGGUCCUCUGUUAAGUUAUUAGGAAACUUUCUCCAGUGGUAUGGAAUCCUUUCAAACAAAACUCUUCAGGAACUGUCAAUAGAUGGUCUGCUAAACCGAUAUAUACUAAUGGCUUUUCAAAACUCUGAGUAUGGAGAGGACAGCAUUAAGAAAGCUCAAAGUGUAAUUGCCUGCUUUCCUAAACAGUGGUUCACUAAUCUAAAAGGAGACAAAACUAUUUCUCAGCUAGAAAACUUCUGUAGAUACCUUGUUCAUCUUGCCGAUACAAUUUAUAGAAACAGUAUUGGUUGUUCUGAUGUGGAGAAAAGAAAUGCAAGGGAGCACAUAAAGCAGAUCAUAAAGCUUCUAGCAAGUAUCCGAGCACUGGAUCAUGCUGUGACAGUUGCAAAUGAUCACAACAUAAAAGAGUUAAAGAUUUUAAUAGAAGGAAAAUAGACUUUUCUGAUAACUCAUUUUGAGCUUUAAAACCAUUCCUGAUGUGUAAUUUAUGUACAUAUGUAAAGUUUCUUAAACUGUAAAGUAUUGAUCUUUGUUUUAAUACAAAGUGCAUUCUUAUAUACAGCAUCCUUAAAAAAAAAUAAAAAAAAAUACUUCUUUGAAAACAAAAAUGGAAUCCCAAGAUUGUCAUUUUUCCAGAAAUCAGAUUUUUCCUUAAAGUGUCUCAAAAUCUUGCUUACAAAAAUACUUUGUACCCAUGAUUAGUAGUCAUCUGCUCUUGGUAAUUGUUCCAUGGUUAACUGGAAUAUGUAUAAUAUAUUAUGUGUAAUACAAUUAUGUGUAUGCAUAUAUUAAUACCACCACAUUGCUUUCACACUGGAUAUAGAGAUCUUGUACUGUGGGAGUAAGCUUUUCAUUUGCUCAAAAUUACUUAUUUUGACAAUAAAGUGAUCAUAUUAUUGGUCAAAAGGGCUGGCAAAACAUUCCAAUAUGUGAAAAUCAUUUGAACUAAAUAGUAGAGACACUUUCAGAUGGAACCUGACCUUUAAAAGGCAGCUGUGCUGCACUCAAAUUGGAAUAGCCAAAAAAUAAUUCGCAUUCAGACUAUGGAACACGUAAGAGUGUUCUUGGAACCAAAACAGGAAGGAAAUCCCAAUCAUAACUUAAUUAUUUUUUACUAGAGGCAUACAAAGAGAUUGUUGUAUUAUACUUGUGAUUAUUGCACAAGUAUAUAUGACAGCACUUCCUAACCCUCAUUUUUCAUUUUUUAGGAAUAAUAGUUUACCCAUGAACUCUGGACACUUGUUUCUUGUGCAAGUUGGUUAAAUUCACAUUUUUUUGUCUUUUGGGUUUUGGGGGUUGGGUUUUAUGGGAUUGAGGGUGUUUGUUUUGGGGGGUUUGGUUGGUUUUUGUAGCUUCAUACAUGGAACCUGAUUUUUUUUUCUGAUCGGUAUGGCUAAAGAUACCAAGCAAAAUGAAGGUGACGCAAAUUUUAUAUCCCAUGAUUUGAAAUAUUUAUAGUAAAUAAUCUAAUGGUACACUUCCCACCAAAUACCGUCUACAAAUAGUCUUAAAAAAAAAAAAGGCAUUUAAUUUGAAUGUAAAUUAAAAAGAAAACACUUUUAAAAUCUGGUGAUUUAUAUCAAACACUGUUGGGGUCCAAGGCAUGGGAAUAGCUGUAAUAGCCUUGGAUUAAGAGCUAUUUCCACGUGUGCCCUACUCUUUCAGGGAACCGUAGCAAUAAACUGGCAUACUGAAUAACAUAAGAAAUCAUCGUAUUUUAAACUCAUGUCAUGUGGUAUAAAUGAGUAUGUUAAUGUACAAUCUGUAACAUGCAGGCUUCAUUUUGACACUGAACAAUUGUUUUUCUGAACUGUUGGGAUUGAUGGAGUACAUUCAGAAAUACCUGCUUUUAAAAAAUUGUUUCAAUAAACUCAUCUGUCAAGGA